This is a messenger RNA of Camellia sinensis, 1290 nucleotides long. NCBI's taxonomy places the organism in Eukaryota, Viridiplantae, Streptophyta, Magnoliopsida, Ericales, Theaceae. The record is from RefSeq and is a predicted model, not a curated record.
AUGAGGGUUCACCCUAAGGGGGCCUCAGGUGAGCUUGGGUUGAAGAGGGUGAGGGUUGGGGAGGAGGUUACCCCCAUGGAGGAGUCGGCCGCAAUAAGGGAGAAGGGAGUAGAGGAGACCCCAAAAAGUGUGGUUGUCCCAAACAUGGAAGGGGACAAAGGCCAAGGGGGCCAGGAGGAAGAAGAGCACAUGAGUGCCAUGCCUAAAGUGCCGGUGGAGAGUAGGUCAGCUGGUCCUAAGGAAGUGAUGGAGCAGCAGCCAAAGGGGGCGCCUGCGCCCCAAGGAGAAGGGGCCAGGCUGACGACUGCUAUCUACCAUGCUCGUGCAGUGGCUGGGCGACUAGAGGGAGAAGAAGGCCCAGCCAGGGCAGCUGCAGAUCACCUUGUGGGGAUUGUGGAGGACGCAGCCGGCAAUAUUGCCGAUCGUGCCCAUGCUGAGCUGCUGGCGGUCGGGUUAGAGCUAGAGGACGAACGCCGCAAGGUAGUGUUGCUCGAGUUCCAGCUGGCUGGCGAUCAGAAGAAGCUGAGGGAUGCUCAAAAUGCCUGCACGGUCGCCACUGAGCGGUUUGAAGAGGCAAUGAUCAACAAUGAAGAACUGCGCGCCCAGCAGAUUAAAGAGAAAGAUGAAGCAGACGUGAAGAUUGCUGGGCUGCAGAAGGAGCUGGAGGACGAGCGUGCUAGGACAAUGGAGGAGAAGGCAAGGUUGCAGAAGGAACUGGAGGAUGAAAAAAUCAAGGCCACCUCUGAAAGAGCAGCAUACCCCAAUCUAGAAGGCAUCCAUGAAGCUGAGCAUUUGGUGACCGACCGUGGCGUCAACCAGCAGAUCUAUGCGGGGAAGAGGAUAAUUGUCUUUGGGGAAAGCUCGGUUGAGGAGCUUAUCGACCUCUGCGGCAAUGAGAGUAUUGCGCUCCAGAUAGAAAAUGCGCUGCUUCUGGCGGUUGGUGAGGUCGAUGGGAACCUCAACGAGCUCCUCCACAGGGUUGCCAUAGAGGUUGGGGGGUUUUUAGAAAGGGAGAACAGGAAGUCGGACAACCGCAGACCGGCCAUGAAAGCAGUGAGGAUGACCUUGUCAUCAUUUUUCGCUACUUACAGGGCUUCGGUGUUGAAGCGGAGGGAAGAGGAGAGGAGAAAGAGGGAGAGAAGAGAGGAAGAAAAGAAAGAGGAGGAGGCAGCACCACCGCCGCCGAUCGUAGCAGCACCACUUUCUCGCCGAUCGUCGCAGCACCACCGCCUCACCGAUCACAGCUCAUCGCAGCACCACCGCCUCCGCCGCUCCUCCACCACUGGUUGA